This is a messenger RNA of Phlebotomus argentipes, 618 nucleotides long. RefSeq names its product juvenile hormone acid O-methyltransferase-like. Lineage: Eukaryota; Metazoa; Arthropoda; Insecta; Diptera; Psychodidae. Bases 1 to 618 code for a protein of 205 amino acids. The record is from RefSeq and is a predicted model, not a curated record. The transcript is spliced from 2 exons.
AUGCUCGAAGUUUGCAAAUCAGAAUUCGAUGGGAUUGAAAAUGUGGAAUUCCUGCAAAUCGACAUUCGCAAGCCCCCUAAAGAAUCCCUGGAAGGCAGUUUCGAUAGCAUCUUCUCAUCAUAUUGCUUCAUGUACAUCUCUGACCAGAGGAAUGCGCUGCAGAACAUAUUUGAUCUUCUGUCGCCGGGCGGUAAUUGUUUGGUUCUUCAAUUGUCUUUUGCUCCUUUUAUAAAACCAUUCUUCACCCUGGCUGAAUCGUCUAAAUGGAAGUCUGAACUUAAAGGAUUAAGAGACUUGUACGCUUUUCCCUUCUGGGAAGAUCCAAAUCCAAUAUUCACAGUGGAAGAUUACAUGAAAUCCAUCGGAUUCAUCGAUAUUUCAGUCACUAUACAGAAGAAUUAUGAACAAAUAGAAUCACAGGAACACUAUAAAGCAUUUAUCGAGAGUCUGCCUUCUCCAUGGAAAACUCUGCCAGAAGAAUAUCAGGAAGAUUUUAUGAAUGAUCUGCAAGAAACUGCAAAGACGGAUAACUUGUUUAAAACCAACAUCUCAAGACAAUCAGCACCAAUUAAGGAACCUCAUCAAUUUCUGCUGAUUUAUGGAAGAAAACCAGAAUGA